This is a messenger RNA of Arachis stenosperma, 1166 nucleotides long. RefSeq lists its product as uncharacterized. Gene Ontology annotation, molecular function: hydrolase activity, acting on ester bonds. NCBI's taxonomy places the organism in Eukaryota, Viridiplantae, Streptophyta, Magnoliopsida, Fabales, Fabaceae. Gene Ontology annotation, biological process: GPI anchor biosynthetic process. The record is from RefSeq and is a predicted model, not a curated record. The transcript has 6 exons. Gene Ontology annotation, cellular component: endoplasmic reticulum membrane. The coding region runs from base 105 to 1166 and encodes 353 amino acids.
AACAAAGCACAUUUUCCCCUUAGUUUUCGCCAUUUUUCUUUUAUAAUUCUUUCUACCUCUUCAUUAUAUUUUCUACUACUAAAAACUCUUUUUUGCUGCAUCCAAUGUUCGCCACCACAAAGAUGUUAGAUUGUUGUUAUGUUGCUGCUUUUCUUUUGGUUCUUUCGUCAUCCAUUCCAGUAUUAAACGCAAGUGCUGGAGAUGCUGAUCAGAAUUAUAGGAGUUGUGUGACAGAAUGUGGGGAGACAGGGUGUGUAGGAGGAAAAUGCUUUCCAGAGUGUACAAUUUCUUUAAACGGAGUCCCUCUUAAUCAUUCAAGAAACUUGAUAGAAAAGCUUAUUGUGCAAUGGAAAAAAGGGAGUUGCAAAAACAAUUGUCAGUACCAUUGCAUGAUUGAUAGAGAGGAGAAAAGAGCAUUACUUGAUCAUCAUGAUCCUAUAAAAUAUAAUGGCAAAUGGCCUUACAAGUGUAUAUAUGGGAUUCAGGAGCCUGCAUCUGUGGCUUUACUUGCUCUCAAUCUUGCAAUGCAUUUUCAUGGUUGGGUAUCAUUCAUCUCACUUCUAAAGAAUAAGUUGCCUCUAAAAGUUGGCAAGAAAGCACAUUAUGGGUAUGCUGGUUUGUGGCAUGUCUAUGGAUUCUUAUCGGUGAAUGCCUUCUUUUGGUGUGCCGUUCGUCACAGUCGAGAUAUGGAGUUAACAGAAAAGUUGGACCACUCAUCUACUGUGGCUCUUGUGGGAUUCUCCCUUAUUUUGGCCAUAUUAAGAACCUUAAAUAUAAGCAAUGAGGCUAAUAGAGUUAUGAUUUCUGCUCCAUUGACAUCUUUUGUGACCACUCACAUAUUGUACAACUGUUUUAUGCUAGACUUUGGAUGGAAUAAGACUAUUUGUCAAGUAUUGAUUGUAAUGCAGCUUACAGUCUGGACAAUUUGGGGUGUUAUCAAUCAACAUCCGUCGCGAUGGAAGGUCUUGUUAGUUAUUUUCGGCAGCAUUGUUUCACUGCUCUUGCAAGCAUUCGAUUUUCCACCGUAUCAAGGACUUAUAGAUGCUCAUGCUCUGUCGUUGGCCUCCACUGUUCCUUUCGCUUACCUUUGGUGGAGUUUUGUUAGGGAUGAUGCUGAGUUUCUAGCCUCUAAACGUGCAAAGAGGUCCAAGAUGAAAUCGAAGUAA